Periophthalmus magnuspinnatus is the source of this 4421-nucleotide messenger RNA. RefSeq names its product 5-oxoprolinase, ATP-hydrolysing (gene oplah). NCBI's taxonomy places the organism in Eukaryota, Metazoa, Chordata, Actinopteri, Gobiiformes, Gobiidae. The transcript has 28 exons. Gene Ontology annotation, cellular component: cytosol. The record is from RefSeq and is a predicted model, not a curated record. Gene Ontology annotation, biological process: glutathione metabolic process. Gene Ontology annotation, molecular function: 5-oxoprolinase (ATP-hydrolyzing) activity. Bases 265 to 4203 code for a protein of 1312 amino acids.
GAUCGGGAGCGAAGCGUGACAGCGAAAUGCCACAACGAUACGUGCCUUAAAAGAUGCGCUAAUUUUACUUCUGAAAGGAGCGGUGUAGUCCUGGGCACAUGUAGCGUGCUGCUGGAGCUGGAAGAGGGCUGAGUUUCGUGGAGGGUGGAGUUAAACACGCCAAACUGGCUUGAGCUCCGAGGUUUUGCGAGAGGAAACCAGUCCCUAGAUUAACAAAGAUUAACCACCAAGAGACGAGUUGAAAGGUUUGCCUCCUUUGCCACAAUGGCAGAGACCAAAGGAAAGUAUGACUUUGCCAUUGACAGAGGUGGCACCUUCACUGAUGUGUUUGCCCGGAUGCCAGAUGGGCGUGAGAGGGUCCUGAAGCUGCUCUCCUGGGACCCCCAGAACUACAAAGAUGCCCCUACAGAGGGCAUCCGGAGAGUGCUAGAAGAGGAAACUGGUAGGCCCUAUCCCCGUGACCGGCCUGUGGACACCUCACUGAUUGGUUGGAUCCGAAUGGGCACAACUGUCGCAACCAACGCACUUUUGGAGAGGGAAGGAGAGAGGACAGCUCUGCUUGUCACAAAGGGAUUCAAAGACCUUCUCCAUAUUGGCACACAGGCCCGGCCGAAGCUGUUUGAUUUGGAGGUUGCUGUACCAGACGUGCUUUAUGAGGAGGUGAUUGAAGUGGAUGAGCGAGUAGUUCUCAAACAAGAUGGAUGUCGGCUGCCUAGACGGGACCCCAAACGCUGUGUCACAGGCAGCACUGGAGAUUCUCUGGAGGUGUGGAAGGAGCUGAAUUUGGAGCAAGUGGAGAAGGACCUUAAAGGAGUUUUGUCCCGGGGAAUCAACUGUCUGGCUGUUCUGCUACUGCACUCCUACACAUGGUGUGAUCAUGAGAAGGCCGUGGGCUCCCUGGCUCGUCGACUUGGCUUCACUCAAGUGUCUCUGUCCAGUGAAGUCAUGCCUAUGGUCAGAGCUGUUCCUCGAGGCUACACUGUCUGUGCCGACGCCUACCUCACCCCAAAGAUACGGCAGUAUUUAAAAGGCUUUACAGCUGGCUUUAAGGAUGCCCUCAAGAAUGUGGAUGUGCUGUUCAUGCAGUCAGAUGGUGGCCUUACUCCAAUGGGGCAGUUUUGUGGAUCGCGAGCUAUUCUGUCUGGGCCAGCAGGGGGCGUUGUGGGGUAUGCUAUCACCUCAUACAGCCAAAUGGAGAAGAAACCCGUAAUUGGCUUUGAUAUGGGAGGGACCUCGACUGAUGUGAGCCGAUACGCCGGACAGUACGAGCAUGUCUUUGAAGCUACAACAGCUGGGGUCACUCUGCAGGCUCCUCAACUGGACAUCAACACAGUGGCUGCUGGUGGAGGCUCUAGACUCUUUUUUCGAUCUGGGAUGUUUGUGGUUGGACCAGAGUCUGCAGGAGCACAUCCAGGACCAGCAUGUUACAGAAAAGGUGGUCCCCUAACUGUCACAGAUGCUAACUUGGCUCUCGGUCGCCUCCUUCCAUCCUUCUUUCCCAAAAUCUUUGGACCAGGAGAAAAUGAACCACUUUCUUUAGAGGAGACAAUGAAGCACUUCCAUAAACUCACUCAAGAUAUCAACGUUUUUCUGACUUCUAACCAAUCUCAAUCUUCAGUAAAUGGGGUUAACCUAUUAAACAACAGUAAAGUACCAAGCAGCAAUUCAGAAAUGAGAGUGGAGGAAGUUGCUAUGGGAUUUAUACGUGUUGCAAAUGAGGCCAUGUGUCGACCAAUCAGAGCUCUGACACAGGCAAAGGGGCACGAUACGUCUCAACAUGUACUCGCCUGUUUUGGAGGUGCUGGAGGGCAACAUGCCUGUGCUAUUGCAAGAGCCCUGGGGAUGAAAAGUGUCUUCAUUCAUAAAUACAGUGGUGUGUUGUCAGCUUAUGGUCUAGCUCUGGCUGAUGUAGUGGAAGAAGUGCAGGAGCCAUGUUCACUGAAAUAUGAGGAGGAGUGUUACGUGGAGCUGGACAGAAGAGUGGACAAUCUCUCCAAGCGCUGCAUUGACACGCUGUGUGCACGGGGCUUUAGCAGUGGCCAGAUCACAACUGAGGUUUUUCUUCAUCUGCGUUAUGAGGGGACAGACUGUGCACUCAUGGUCACAGCAACUGGAUUUCCUCCCAGUGCACAGUCAUGCAAAGCUGGGGACUUCCACAGUGCCUUUACCAAACGUUACUUGAAGGAGUUUGGCUUCACGAUCACUGGCAGACCCAUUGUGGUGGAUGACAUCAGAGUCCGAGGAUGUGGAAAAUCUGGCAUCAAAUCAUUUUUCAAGAAGUCAGGGGAGCAGAAAACAGCAAAACCAGUUACAAUCACUAAGUGCUAUUUUGAGGGGGGUUAUCUUGACACCAAUGUUUAUCUGUGGGAAGAACUGCCAUGUGGCUACAGCAUUCAGGGACCAGCAAUCAUCAUUGACAAAAACAGCACUAUCCUGGUGGAGCCCUGCUGUGUGGCCAGGCUGACAGAAGGGGGCGACGUGUGUAUUGAUGUUGGUUCGGACCCCCACUGUCUCCUGGGCACUGAGCUGAACAGUGUGCAGCUCUCCAUCUUCUCCCACCGCUUCAUGAGCAUCGCAGAACAAAUGGGCAGGGUGCUCCAGAGAACUUCAAUCUCCACAAACAUAAAAGAACGUCUGGACUUCUCUUGCGCGGUGUUUGGGCCAGAUGGAGGCUUGGUGUCCAAUGCUCCCCACAUUCCUGUCCACCUGGGGGCCAUGCAAGAGACUGUCCAAUAUCAAAUUAAAGCUAUGGGUAGUAACUUAAAAGAGGGUGAUGUUAUUCUCAGUAACCAUCCAUGUGCAGGGGGAAGCCAUCUCCCAGACCUCACUGUCAUCACACCAGUGUUCAGAAAAGGCAUAGGUGCGCCUGUUUUCUUUGUAGCCAGCAGAGGGCACCAUGCUGACAUAGGGGGAAUCACUCCAGGAUCCAUGCCUCCACACUCCACCUCACUGCAGCAAGAGGGCGCUGUAUUCAUCUCAUUUAAACUGGUCACAGCCGGGGUCUUUCAAGAAGAAGCUGUAACUGAAGCACUCAUGGCUCCAGCUCAGUACCCAGAAUGCUCCGGGACUCGUAAUCUCCAUGACAACCUGUCCGAUCUGCGGGCUCAGGUGGCGGCCAAUCAGAGAGGGAGCCAGCUGGUCGGGGAGUUGAUCGACUGCUAUGGUCUGGCUGUUGUUCAAGCUUACAUGGGAUACAUUCAGAGUAAUGCAGAGCUCGCUGUGCGGGACAUGCUCAGAGAUUUUGCCCAACGCAGACGACAUCAGACCGGCUCUCUGGAGGUGGAGGCCGAGGAUUUCAUGGAUGACGGAUCACCAAUCAGACUCCGCGUCCAGAUUAAUGAAGAAGAGGGCAGUGCUGUCUUCGACUUCAGUGGGACAGGGACAGAAGUUUGGGGGAAUUGCAAUGCUCCUCGUGCCAUCACACUCUCUGCUCUUAUCUACUGCCUACGCUGCAUGGUUGGACAAGACAUCCCACUUAAUCAGGGAUGUCUAGCUCCCAUCAAAGUUAUUAUUCCUCCUGGUUCAAUCCUCCAGCCCUCCCAAAACGCAGCUGUAGUAGGUGGAAAUGUGCUUACUUCACAAAGAGUUGUUGAUGUUAUCUUUAAAGCAUUUGAAGUUUGUGCUGCCUCACAGGGUUGUAUGAAUAACAUCUCCUUUGGUAGUGAGAAGGUUGGAUACUACGAGACAGUGGCUGGAGGAGCUGGAGCAGGACCAAGCUGGAACGGGCGGAGUGGAGUCCACAGCCACAUGACCAAUACUCGUAUCACGGAUCCGGAAAUACUGGAAAAGAGAUAUCCAGUGAUUUUGGAGCAGUUUUCAUUACGACCCAACUCAGGGGGGGAAGGGAAAUAUUUAGGGGGUGAUGGUGUGAUCCGGAAACUGCUGUUCAGAGACAAGGUGGUUCUGUCAGUGCUGACCGAGAGACGCUCGUUCCGCCCCUAUGGCCUCGACGGUGGUGAGGAUGGAGCUGCGGGACUAAACCUCCUUCAGAGACAAGAUGGCAGACUCCUCAACCUGGGAGCCAAGACUAGUGUCACUCUUGAACCAGGGGACAUAUUUUGCCUGUACACACCCGGAGGAGGGGGUUAUGGAAAAGGGGAAGAAGCGAACGGAAAACCCCAAACUAAACGCCGACGCUUGAAUGAAACAUUCCCGGAGAGAGGCAGUGUCUUUGAAUACCGAAUGGCACAAGAGGGAGUGUGAGCAGGCAGGGUGAGCUAACCAGUAAGACACAAGGGGAAAGAGAGGAAAGAAAUGAAAGAGGUCAGAUUUCAUCUUAAUACUGUGAAAAACCUAACGCACACUGUAGAAAUACAUACCAUAAUACUAUGGUCUUCUUUUUCAUAUUACAACACUGCCAGAUUCAAAUAAAAUGUGUUAAAAUACUUUGUAUCAUGUCAAUAAAAUCUAACUGCAAAGCC